Molecule: messenger RNA, 1140 nt
Organism: Lottia gigantea (owl limpet)
Lineage: Eukaryota; Metazoa; Mollusca; Gastropoda; Lottiidae
Exons: 6
Coding region: 58-768 (236 amino acids)
Source: RefSeq, a predicted model, not a curated record
AUCGAAAGCAUCCACUGUGUCGGCUAGAUAUUUUCAGGGGACAUACAGAAUACCACAAUGUCAGGACAUGGACAAGAAAACUUCCACAUUGACGCAGAGUUUGCGGAGAGGAAGAAGUUGUCUAAAGAUGAAUUGUUGAAAAGGAUGGAUGAUUGGGCAGCCUCCGGCCGAUAUGAUAAGCAAAUGGUGACGUCAUGUUAUAUCGGACCUAAGGUUGUAGCUGACGCUAUAGCAGGAUAUUAUAUUGAUAAUAGAGAAUUUGUCCAGGUCAUGGAUAUUGCAGCUGGAACUGGGGCCGUCGCUAACGAAUUGAUAAAACUUGGAUUCAAAAAAAUAGACGCCAUCGACCCCAGUAAAGAAAUGAUGAAGGUUGCCUUAAGUCGGAAUCUGUAUCAAAAUUAUUUCAAUGAAUACGUUGAUGGUCGUAAAAUGUCCAUCGUAACGGAUUCCUAUGAUUGUGUUGUUAUCUGUGGUGGACUCUCCGAAGGUUAUAUUCCCACAAAUGGAAUUUUCGAAAUCCUCAGAAUUGUCAAAAUAGGUGGAAUCAUAGCUUUUACCAUUCCAAAAUUCUACGAAUUCGGCGUGGAAGAAUUUAGAGGGCGGUUGAUGCCAUUAUUUGAUCAAUUGGAGAAGCAUGGAGAUUGGAAGCAGCUGAGGAAAGAUACCGUACCGGCCUUAUUGGAUAAUGUAGAAGCCUGGAGAUUCGUUUUUAAAGUUUUGGUGUCGGAAUCGUCGGUUCCACGGCUUCCUGAAAACGGAAAAAAAUAAAUGAAUAUUUUGUUUAUAUUUUUGUAAUUUUAAGGAUAUAGAUAAUAUAUAGAUAAUAUUUGUUUACCAGCUGAUCGAGCACUAUAUAUGUAUUUCAGUAGGGACGCAGGCUGAAAUGGGUCAGUUGUUUGAAGAUUGCACAGUGUGAAACUCUGAGUAACGACAGGGUUCUCAUCUCAUGCAGUCGGUUCAAUGAAGAUUCCAGUUUUCACAAUGGGUUUUAUAGGUUUUCACUGUCAAUAUACUUCAUGAUCAACAGAAAACGUGGAGCUGGAAGUGAUGUCAUAGAAACUUCAUUAAACAAUUCAUUUUGAAUUUGGAUUGUCAACCAAUAAAAUUGAUAUAUUUUUCAAAUAAAACUUUAAAUUGGAA